Clarias gariepinus (North African catfish) is the source of this 2017-nucleotide messenger RNA. RefSeq names its product ADP-ribosylation factor-like 4D (gene arl4d). The transcript has 2 exons. Gene Ontology annotation, biological process: vesicle-mediated transport; intracellular protein transport. Gene Ontology annotation, cellular component: cytoplasm. The record is from RefSeq and is a predicted model, not a curated record. The coding region runs from base 279 to 881 and encodes 200 amino acids. Lineage: Eukaryota; Metazoa; Chordata; Actinopteri; Siluriformes; Clariidae. Gene Ontology annotation, molecular function: GTPase activity; GTP binding.
CAGACGAGUAGCGAGCACUGCCGCGUUCAACUGUGCGGAGAAAUGACGGCUGUUUGGAAACGAAGAGUCGACUGGGUGUCAGCACUUCGCUAGAUUAAGAUGCCGAUUAGAUCAUGCUUCAUGAGAUACCAACUGGAUUAGGUUCAACACUGUGCUUGUGGAUUCAUUGCCCUUCUGUCUGCUUCCAGGACCUUUGAAGUAGGUGCAAAUGCCACACACUUAAAGCUUAAUAGUCAAGUCUGCUUCGUCUCACAGGAUAGUGAGAAAAUCUGAUUGCAAUGGGAAACCAGCUGACGGAGAUGGCUCCCAACACAUCGUUUUUGCCUACUUUUCACUCCCUCCAUGUAGUGGUCAUUGGUUUGGAUUCAGCAGGCAAAACUUCUCUGCUUUACCGACUCAAAUUGAAGGAGUUUGUCAAAACUAUUCCGACCAAGGGUUUCAACAUGGAGAAGAUCAAAAUGCCAGUGGGAAAUGGACGAGCCAUUACUUUCCAGGUGUGGGACGUGGGGGGUCAGGACAAACUUCGGCCACUGUGGAAGUCAUACACACGGCGCACUGAUGGCAUGGUUUUCGUUGUAGACUCUGCUGAAGCAGAGCGUAUGGAGGAGGCCAAGGUGGAGCUUCAUAAAAUCACACGCACGUCAGAAAACCAGGGUGUGCCUGUGCUUGUGUUGGCCAACAAACAGGAUCUUCCGGUUGCCCUGCCUGUUAGUGAGGUGGAGAAGAUUUUGGCUGUGCAUGAACUGAGCACUAAUACCUUUCACCAUGUGCAAGGCUGCAGUGCUGUGGAUGGCCAAGGCCUUCAGCAGGGACUAGAGAAACUGUAUGAGAUGAUCCUAAAAAGAAAAAAGGUGGUAAGGCACAGUAAGAAAAAGAGAUAAGGAGCUUAAGGAGCCCCACCCACCCACCACCUGAAGGCACAGCUAUCUUACUUGCAAACCUCCACAGAGUUUUCUGCGCCAUCGCAGGAUUUUUCUGGAAACUAAGAAAUCCUUUCGGAUGGCCUUGGAGUCAAAAUGGUUUUGACCUUUAUCUAUCACACAGUAUUGGGCUGCUUUUCAUAUUAGUUUAUGUGCACCUGUGGUUUAUAUUUAAAGACUGCGACAGUUUGGAAAAGGCUAAAAUCAACAGAAUUUAGGCCCAUGCCUUUUGUUCAUGUGCAUUUCCUCAAGUAAGGAAAGAGACUGAAUUUAAGACUAUGACUUGGCAAAACUUUGGUUUGCUGUUAGAGCCUAUUUACAAAACUAUGUUAUUUCAGUAAAAAUGCCAUAUUAAUAAUUGUAUUUAGCUAGUUGGAAAAAUUAAUAUUUGACACACAAAUCUAUUCACAACUCUAAUGAAGUUUAGUAAAUAUUGUUUUUGCAUUCUGUAAAUAGUUUUUUUUGUAAUGUUAAUGAAUGAAUAAAUUAUGGAUGGCUUUGACACAAGACAUGCAUAGAUGACAUAUUUAUCUUUGUGAGACUAUAAUUGCUUAUUAAGACAUUAAGAAAUUAUUGUAUGAAACAUUUUAGGAUAAAUAGUUUGUUUGUUGCAUUUAGAAUUAUAUACUAGCUUCUGGCUCAAAGGUAACUCUGAAUUACUUUACUUUUACUUCUCUUUAUAUGCAGAUUUCUUUUAGUCAAUAGACCUUUUGUGUGCACAUAUAUCAUUUUUGAACAGUGCCUUCAGUGAGGAACUUCAUCCAGAUUAAAACAUCUAACAGAUUAUUCCUAAAUGCACUUGAGUCCCUAAGCAGAAUAACGAUAUAGAAAUAGCAGUUGUCCCAAAUUUAUUUUCAUAUACAAUGCUGGUACUAAUGUCACUGCUGGCCUGUAAGUGUGUUUUAAAAAUGCCCUAAAGGAUCCGUAAAGGAUAUUUAGAGUGACCUUAAGACUAAAAGCAAUAUUUUUUAAACGCUUACUGUAUAAAUGACAAUAAAACAAAUGCACUAGUUAAAGAUUGUAAAUGAAGUCAGCAUUGUCUUAAAAUGUUUAAAAUAUUUGUUUUAUAUCUAUUUAUGCAGAGACCUAAAUAAAAG